AUGAUACUAUCCAGUAAUAGGUCUUCGCGCACUUUACAGAAACUAAUUCUUCGAUUUACUUUAAAUUAUCUCCAUCUACUUGCUUCACAGCCUCCAGAGUAUACAUUACCCGGAGUACUUCAUUUUUUACAGGCAGAAUGGCGGAGAUAUGAAAGGGAUAGAAACGAAUGGGAAAUUGAAAGAGCUGAAAUGAAAGCACGUAUUGCUUUAUUAGAGGGGGAACGACGGGGUAACGAGAAUAUGAAAAAUGAUUUAAUGAGAAGGGUUAAGAUGCUCGAGUAUGCUUUAAGACAGGAAAGGAGCAAAUAUUUAGCCGCUGUUAACCCUGCCUCAAAUACCCAAUCAAUUAAAGGUGAUUCACCGACUAAUGAAGAAUCAUUUAAUUCAAUCACAAUCUUAGGACAUGAUCAACUUGUCAAGUCUCCCACAUCUGGACUACCAAGCUUAAUUACCAUGGGAUCCUUGCCAUACAGAAGUUUAUCUACAGCAGCCAGAGACCCAAAACAUCGUGGUAAAAGUCGCGAAAUUCUCAAAGCGUGUAUGCAAGAAAUUGACUAUCUGACGAAUGCUGCCACAAAUAUUGGUGCUAAUGGAAUUAGGCCAACAUCAACCACAACAACAUCAAGUCAUCCAUCUCCUGUACCAGAUGGAACAAAUAUAAUUCGAAAACACAGUCGUUCUAAUACAGUAUAUGCUGGGACAAAUACUGAGUCAUACAAUCUUAUAGGUCAUAAUUCUACGGGAACUGAAGAUAACGAAGAUUCCUCGUUUCAUUCUUCAAGUGUUCAAGACAAAAUUGAUGUGAAAAACUCAGACGAAGAACAAUCUUUGCCUACGUCACCAAAUCACGAAUCAGAAAAUUCAUUUACAUCUAUAUUAAAUGGGGCAAUGAAUAAAUCAUCAUCAUCACCUAAUGGUAAAUCGGAUGAACUCGAUGGAACAACAGCAAUAUGUAAUCCAAAAUCCAUAGGAAAUUCGAAAGGAAAACCAAAUCAAGCAAGACUCCGCGAUAAAUUCACAUCAGGAAAAAGUGCAGAAGACGUAAAAGAAGAGGAAGAACAACUGACUAAAGAUGUUCAAAAAAAAUUCAAUCUCUCAGACGAGAAAGUCAUAAAACUAAUGAAGAAUGCGAAGAAAACAAAUCAAGAAAUUUUGUCGAGUACUAGUGGAUCGGAUCCUCAGCUUGAUGACUUAGCAGUAAAUCCUAACUUCAAUAUAGAGGAUGACAUGGAUACACAAAUUUCAGAGUCAGAGAAAUUACACCAGAAUGGUUCCGAACAAAAAAUGUGGAGGCAGAGAUUUACUCUUCGAAGUCAUCUUGAUACGGUAAGGUCUGUAGCUUGGCAUCAAUCUGAUCUUUUGCUCGUUUCAGGGUCUGAAGAUGCAACAAUAAAAUUAUGGGAUCUAAAGAGUAUUACAUCACAAAAGCCUCCACCUAUGCAAGACAUUGAAGCAUCCAUCACUUAUCGUGGGCAUCUAGGAGCUGUAAACUCUGUUGUAAUGGCAUCGGAACAACGGAGAUGUUAUUCAGCUAGUAUGGAUGCGACAAUACGUGUAUGGAAUUUACCAUCGCCGAAGCGUGAGAUUUAUGCUCCCGUUGAUCCAUCGCUGAAUUUAAAUACAUAUAUUGGUCACACGGACGCUAUUUGGGAUAUAAGAUUGUUCCCUAUAAUGAAUCAAAAUACUCAGCUUUUAGCGUCCGCUUCGGCUGAUGGAACAGUUAAAAUAUGGGACACGGAAAUUGAUAGGUCUCCAUUAAAAACCUCUUGGAAUUAUUAUGGAACUAAUAAUAGUGAAAAGGUGAAUGGAGAUGGACGUCCUCCAAUACCGACUUCAAUCGACUUUUUACAUACUGAUCUAACGAAAAUUGCAGUUUCUUAUCAAAACUCGAUCAUCAAAUUAUUUGAUAUUGAAACCGGCCAAUGUAUUUUAGACUUCAAGAGUAAUGAGACAUAUGAUAAUACACCCGCGACACAAAUAAAUCGUAUUGUUGCACAUCCGACGUUGCCUCUAUUGUUCUCGGCGCAUGAGGAUCAACAUAUACGAUUCUUUGAUGUGAACACAGGACAAUCCACAUAUUCAAUGCUUGCACAUUUGGAUUCAAUCACUUCACUUGAUGUUGACCCAUCUGGAAUGAUUCUAAUAUCUGGAGGCCACGAUUCCUCAAUACGGUUAUGGGAUAUUUUCAACACUCGAACUUGUAUCCAGGAAUUUGUGUCUCAUCGUCGUAAAUCUGACGAAGGUGUGCUAUCCGUGCAAUAUCAUCCGAGCCUUCCGUGGCUAGCAAGUGGUGGUGCUGAUUCAGUAGCUAAAAAAGCCAAUUAUGCUCAUGUUGUUCAAAAAGAAGUUUCACCUACUAUAUGGGUUCAUUCCGGAUGUAUUAGAUGGGUACUUGGAAACCCUGUUUCAAAUAAAUUCAAAACGGAUGAUAUCGAUGAAAUUGAGACCUCCAACUGA
Ambispora gerdemannii is the source of this 2457-nucleotide messenger RNA. The record is from the annotation of a GenBank genome assembly. NCBI's taxonomy places the organism in Eukaryota, Fungi, Glomeromycota, Glomeromycetes, Archaeosporales, Ambisporaceae.